AUGGAGUUCGCCCGGAGCAGGUGGUUCCCUGGCUGCGCUUGGAGGAGGUACCCGGGGAUAAUAGCGGUUGUUGCAGCGCUGACCGUGACACCGAGUACGCAGGGAUCCGUAGUGGUUCCCUUCACCUGCGCGAAGAGCUGCUACUCCGGUACCUGUGUGAACGGGAGCUGCGUGUGUGACCACGGCUGGGUGGGGGACCGGUGCCAACACUGCCAGGGACGGUUCAGGAUCACAGAGCAGUCGGGCUUUCUUACAGACGGACCGCUCAACUACAAGUACAAGACCAAGUGCACCUGGCUGCUCGAGGGAUUGCCAAACUCAGUUCUGCGUCUGCGCUUCAGUCACUUUGCCACAGAGUGCAGCUGGGACCACAUGUACGUGUAUGACGGAGACUCCAUCUUCUCUCCGCUCAUCGCAGUCUACAGUGGCCUGGUGGUCCCAGAAAACCGAGGGAAUGAGCCCAUCCCAGAAGUGGUCACUACCUCUGGAUACGCCCUACUGCACUUCUUUAGCGACGCAGCCUACAACCUCACCGGCUUCAAUAUCCAGUACUCGCUGAACUCAUGUCCUAAUAACUGCUCGGGCCAUGGGCGCUGCAGAGUGCUGAGCGCGGGAACAGGGAGGGUCUACUGUGACUGUGAGGAGCACUGGAAGGGAGAGGCCUGCCACAUCCCCUACUGCCCCAACAACUGUGGUUCCCCCGACCACGGCUACUGCGACCUGACCGGGGAGAAGCUGUGUGUGUGCAACGACAGCUGGCAAGGUCCAGACUGUUCCCUGCCCGUCCCCUCGGCUGAUGCAUUCUGGCAGCUGCCCAGUGUGAAGCCCUUUCCCCAGUCCCUCAGCCGGGCGUCCCAUCAGGCUGUGCUGCACCAGGGGCUCAUGUGGGUGGUCGGGGGGUACUCCUUCAACUACUCCAACUACCACAUGCUCCUCAAUUAUGAUCUGGGCAGCAGUAGAUGGGACAUGGUAGCGGUGGGCUCUGGUCCUCUGUACAGAUAUGGACACUCUCUGGCCCUACACCAGGAUGAUCUCUACAUGUUCGGGGGUAAGCUGGAGCAGGGAGCGGCUAACGUUACUGAUGAGCUGUGGGUGUUUAACAUCCCCAGGCGUGUGUGGACCCCCCUCAGCCCAGCCCCGGGGCCCCUCUGCCCUCUGGAGGGACACAGUGCCCACAUGGUCACCCGGGAGGACGGGCAGACGGUCAUGCUGGUGUUUUUUGGCUACUCUCCGGUCUACGGCUACCUCAACGAAGUUCAAGAGUACCACAUUGGUGAGAAGUCAUGGCGGGUGCUGUCCUCUCGGGGUGCUCUGGUGCAGGGCGGCUAUGGCCACAGUAGCGUGUAUGAUCAGGACUGUGGCUGUGUGUUUGUGCACGGAGGAUACAAGACUCAGGGACACAACAAGUUCGGCCUGGUGGACCACCUGUACCGCUACCACGUGCACUCCAGGACAUGGUGGAUCCUGAAGGAGAGCGGCCUGGCGCGGUAUCUCCACUCGAUGGUGCUGCUGAGUGGGACUCUGCUGGUAUUUGGAGGAAACACCCACAACGACACUUCCCUCAGCAAUGGAGCCAAGUGCUUCUCUGCAGACUUCCUCAGCUAUGACAUUGCCUGUGACCAGUGGACCGUCCUCCCCACACCAUCUCUUCCUCUGGAUGCCCAGCGCUUUGGACACUCAACUGUAGUCAGCAACGGCUCCAUGUACAUAUUUGGUGGAUUCUCUGGCGUCCUGCUGAGUGACGUCCUGGUCUACACUGCCCCGUCCUGUCUGGCCUUCUCUGACCUGUCCCGCUGUGCCAGUGCUGGACCGGGCAUACGCUGCCAAUGGGUUCAAGAGUCCUGCGUUGCCUGGCAACCACAGUCACAUGACAUGAGCUCCUGGGCUCCCCUUUGCCCACCCCGACCAGCGAGCCCUGAUGAGCAGUGCCUCAUGCUGGCAGACUGUGGCAGCUGCACAUCCAGCUCUCGGGGCUGUCAGUGGUGUGAGGAGCACCGGUGCAUCUCUGUCCACAGUAACUGCACAGUGCUGAGUGUGGACGCAUCGCUGCAGCAGACAGGGGGCGCUCUCUCCCUGGCCCCUCCCUCCUCACUGUCCGAGCAGCAGCUGAGCCUGUGGAAGCACGGAGCCCAGAGGAGGGGGCAUUCGGUGAGGGAGUGGUCGCGGUGCCGGCACACACAGGAGCACGACUGCCUCAGACUGAACACCUGUAGGGCCUGCGCUCUUAGUCCUCACUGUCAGUGGGACGUGCAGCAGCAGGAGUGCCAGCUUAUACCAGGUGAGGUGUGUGAGGACGGCUGGCACCACGUUGGAGAGUCCUGUCUGAGGAUCAACUCCAGCUCGGACAGUUACGACAAUGCCCAGCACUACUGUAAGAACCAGGGAGGGAACAUCGCCUCUCUGCUCACCCACACACAGGUCACCCACGUUUUGGAGGAGCUCAGCAAACACCAGCAGCUCAGCAAGAAGCUGUCCCCCUGGGUAGGCCUCAGGAAGAUAAACGUGUCCUACUGGGCAUGGGAGGACAUGUCCCCAUUCACCAAUAGCAGCCUGCGCUGGUUACCGGGGGAACCGAGCGACUCUGGGUUCUGUGCGUACAUGGAGCGGGCGGAGGUAGUAUCGCUAAAGGCUAACCCCUGUACCGCCAACACCGAUGGACUCAUCUGUGAGAAAGCUGCAGGCAGAGUGGAGAGCCCUGUGUCACGCCCAUGCAGACUGCCCUGCUCCCUGAGGACCAGCUGUAAAGAGUGCACCAGCCAGCCCAUGGAGUGUAUGUGGUGUGGCAGUACUCAGCGCUGUGUGGACGCUUCCGCCUAUGUCCUGUCAUUCCCCUAUGGACAAUGCCUGGAGUGGCAGACCCAAGACUGCUCUGCUGAGACCUGCUCGUCCCUGCGCACCUGCUCCGAGUGCCUUCAGAGGGUGCAGUGUGGCUGGUGUGCGGGCCCCUCUGACACUGGGAGAGGUGUGUGUAUGGAGGGGUCCUACAGAGGGCCCCUGAAGCCCCUGACCACCAGCAUCACACAGGGGCCCGGGGCCACAGGACUGAGGGCCCUCCACAUGGGACUGGACCAGAGCAUGUGUGCGGCGGAGAGAGGCUUCAACUGGAGCUUCAUACAGUGUCCUGCGUGCCAGUGUAACGGGCACAGUCGCUGUGUCAACUCCAGUGUGUGUGAGCGCUGUGGAAACCUCACCUCAGGAGCUCACUGUGAGACCUGUGUACCCGGGAACUACGGGGACCCCACCAACGGAGGACACUGCCAGGCCUGUAGGUGCAACAACCAUGCCAGUGUGUGCCACAUGAGCACAGGGAAGUGUCACUGCAGCACCAAGGGCAUCAAGGGCGACCAGUGCCAGCUGUGUGACUCAGAGAACCGUUACCUUGGCAACCCACUGAGAGGAACAUGCUACUAUAACCUGCUGAUCGAUUACCAGUUCACCUUCAGCCUGCUGCAGGAGGACGACCACCACUACACUGCCAUCAACUUCAUGGCCACUCCAGAGCAAGUCGGCAAGAACCUGGAUAUGUUCAUCAAUGCCUCCAACAACUUCAAUCUGAACAUCAGCUGGUCCCUCAGCUCCACAGCGGGGACCAUUUCAGGAGAAGAGCUGUCCAUCAUCUCCAGGACCAACAUCAGGGAGCACCGAGACACCUUCUCCUGUGACAAAUUCAACUUCAGAGUCCACCACAACGUCACCUUCUAUGUCUACUUGUCCAACUUCAGCUGGCCAAUCAAGAUACAGAUCGCCUUCUCUCAGCACAACUCCAUCAUGGACCUGGUGCAGUUCUUCGUCACCUUCUUCAGCUGUUUCCUGUCUCUGCUGCUGGUGGCUGCAGUGGUGUGGAAGAUUAAGCAGACCUGCUGGGCCUCAAGACGCCGAGAGGCACUGAUGAGGGAGCGGCAGCAGAUGGCAAGCCGCCCCUUCGCUUCGGUCGCUGUGGCGCUGGAGGUGGGCGAGGACCAGGAGGAGGUACAGGCGGUGCCCAAUCCCAUUGCUGUUGAGCCGUGCUGGGGAAGCAGAGCCGGAGUCCUCACACUACUGCUCAAUCUACCCCGAGUGAGAACAGGAACGCCCCCUCCUGGACAGUCAGGUUUGGCUCUGGUCAGCGCUCUGGUGGACACGUCUCUUCAGAGGAGCAUGGACUUUAAGGACAGAGGACUAAGGCACCGCAGACACACAUUCCACCACCAGGGGACGUGUGUCUGACC
Messenger RNA from Periophthalmus magnuspinnatus, 4208 nucleotides. RefSeq names its product attractin-like 1a (gene atrnl1a). The coding region runs from base 1 to 4206 and encodes 1401 amino acids. Gene Ontology annotation, cellular component: Golgi apparatus. The transcript is spliced from 30 exons. The record is from RefSeq and is a predicted model, not a curated record. NCBI's taxonomy places the organism in Eukaryota, Metazoa, Chordata, Actinopteri, Gobiiformes, Gobiidae. Gene Ontology annotation, molecular function: protein binding.